AUGAUGUCCAAGGCAUGCUACUAUUACGCCAACUGCACAGGUCCCAGUAUUACUGCAGCCAACGCUUACGGAGGAGCUUGUGUCAACAUUGAGGAUUUCCCCCUCAAGUCGUUCACCGCUUAUAUUGAGUCUGGCUCUUGUGCGGAUGGCACCUCCGCUGUGUUCAACACCUACACUGCUUCUGGAUGCGAUGCUGCCGAUUUGUCGCUGAGUGUUGAUGUGGAUACUGAGAAGCAAUGCUUUGAGGAUGAUGCCACUCUUGUUAGUGUUAUGGCAGAGUGUGUCUAA
Penicillium odoratum is the source of this 288-nucleotide messenger RNA. RefSeq lists its product as uncharacterized. NCBI's taxonomy places the organism in Eukaryota, Fungi, Ascomycota, Eurotiomycetes, Eurotiales, Aspergillaceae. The transcript has 2 exons. The record is from RefSeq and is a predicted model, not a curated record. The coding region runs from base 1 to 288 and encodes 95 amino acids.